AUGGUGAUAUCACAACCUAGUUUUCUAGGAAAGGCUGGCCAUGGACAUAAAAUAUCUAAGUGUGGCAAGAGACGCUGUGUUAUGUGUUCUUACAUCUCGCAUCAGGUUUCCACCUUUACGUCCCAUAGCAAUGGAGAGACAUAUAAUAUAAAAACUUUCAACCCAGACUUGCCUCUACAGUUCAGGGCGACUUCGGAGCGGAGCACCCUCUUUAUUAACCGGGUAUCCAGCUUUGUCCAUGGGGGGCGACUAAAAACGAAAGACGAAAUAAUGCUAGACUCCCCAGACUUCUCCCUGACAUGGUUUACCUACUUGCAGAUAGGUCACUUUAUCAACACCCACAAAUACAAACUGCAGCUGGUGAGGGACCCCUCCCCUUUUGAGUCUCUAUGUAUCCAAAGUAAUGUGGCUGGGCACUUGGUCUCCCUCAUCUAUACUCUACUUCUAAAGCUGAGAGACAGCCCCCUCCCAAACUACACAAGAGCAUGGCAUAAGGAGCUGGGCUCUGAGCUCUCUAAUGAGGAUUGGCAACGGAUUUUCCGAGCCGUAAAAACACUGUCGGUCUCUGCCCGUAUGCAGGAAUCACAUUAUAAAUUCUUGAGCCGAUGGUACCUUACGCCGUCUAGGCUUAAGACAAUCUACCCGAGAGCCUCUGAGAAAUGCUGGAGGGGGUGGGGUGGCACAGAUAAAAACACAAGUGAGACUAUGAAAAACCACACAGUAUUGGCAGAAUUCUAUCUAGAGACAUUUAAUUUAUCUACAAAAGGACAACUUGUGGUUUUCGUUGGGACUUUGCUUAUGUAUUUACUGGCUGUACUCGGAAACGUCACUAUUGUCACACUUGUAUCUCUGGUGUCCCAGCUGCAAACACCGAUGUAUUUAUUCCUGUGCAGUUUAUCAGUACAAGACAUCAUGUUCGUAUCUGCUAUUUUACCAAAGCUGUUGGCCAUCACUAUCACAGGUGACACCAGCAUAACGUUCUCAGGCUGCAUUACACAGAUAUUUCUAUUUGUAUUCUGCAUUGAUACAGAAUUUUUCCUGCUAACCUCCAUGGCUUAUGACCGCUAUGUGGCCAUUUGUAUCCCACUGCAUUAUCCUCUUAUUAUGAGCAAAACAGUGUGUGUUCUAUUGAUCACUGUAUGUUGGUUUGUUGGCCUACUGAAUGCAUCUGCUUACUUUUUGAUUUUGUCUAAUUUAACCUUCUGUAAAAAAGUAAUCAAUAAUUUCUUCUGUGAUGUAAUAAUAUUACUGAAGCUUUCUUGUAGUGACAUCACAUAUAUUAUUAAUUUGUUUAUACCAUUAGAAGGCACAAUAAUUGGUCUGUUACCAUUUAUACUUAUAAUGAUUUCCUAUAUCUAUAUCAUAGCCACCAUCCUAAAGAUCCGAUCAUCAUCUGGAAGACUGAAGACCUUCUCCAGCUGCUCCUCCCAUCUCACAGUUGUUGUACUCCUUUACGGAACUUCUAUUAGCUUGAAUAUGAAACCUAAGUCAGAAAAUUCUCUGGAAAUAGAUAAACUGCUCUCCAUGAUUUACACUGGCGUGGUUCCCAUGGUAAAUCCGCUGGUUUAUAGCCUGAGAAAUAAAGAUGUUUUAAAAGCUAUGAAAAAUAGUUUGAAAAAGAUUAAAUAA
This is a messenger RNA of Bombina bombina (fire-bellied toad), 1629 nucleotides long. Its product is annotated as olfactory receptor 1496-like. Gene Ontology annotation, biological process: G protein-coupled receptor signaling pathway. The record is from RefSeq and is a predicted model, not a curated record. NCBI's taxonomy places the organism in Eukaryota, Metazoa, Chordata, Amphibia, Anura, Bombinatoridae. Bases 1 to 1629 code for a protein of 542 amino acids. The transcript is spliced from 2 exons. Gene Ontology annotation, molecular function: G protein-coupled receptor activity; olfactory receptor activity. Gene Ontology annotation, cellular component: membrane.